Molecule: messenger RNA, 870 nt
Organism: Magnolia sinica
Lineage: Eukaryota; Viridiplantae; Streptophyta; Magnoliopsida; Magnoliales; Magnoliaceae
Product: succinate dehydrogenase [ubiquinone] iron-sulfur subunit 3, mitochondrial-like
Exons: 4
Coding region: 1-744 (247 amino acids)
Biological process (GO): aerobic respiration; respiratory electron transport chain; tricarboxylic acid cycle
Cellular component (GO): mitochondrion
Molecular function (GO): electron transfer activity; 2 iron, 2 sulfur cluster binding
Source: RefSeq, a predicted model, not a curated record
AUGGCCGACAUCACAACACUGGACAAUAAGGUAGUCAAAAACGGCAUAAAAAUGAAAGGCUUGAAACAAGCUCAAGAAAAGCUGGAUGACUCUCAACCUCAAGUUCAUGAACCUUUGGUGCUUGAUGCGCAGCUAAAGAUAAAAGCAGAUGUAGAUUCAACCUUGAGCUACAGAAGGUCAUGUAGGGAAGGCGUAUGUGGUUCAUGUGCCAUGAACAUCGACGGUACCAACACGGUCGCAUGCCUCAAGCCCAUUGACACCAACACUAGCAAAGCGAUUAUAAUAACGCCACUCCCUCAUAUGUUCGUGAUCAAAGACCUUGUCGUUGAUCUCACAAAUUUCUAUCAACAAUACAAGUUGAUCGAGCCAUGGCUCAAGGCAAAGAAACUGCCAGAGGAUGGCCGAGAAUUCAGGCAGUCACCUGCGGAUAGGAAGAAGCUAGAUGGGCUGUAUGAGUGUAUACUGUGCGCUUGUUGCAGCACAUCCUGUCCGUCCUACUGGUGGAACCCAGAAGAGUUCCUGGGACCCGCAGCGCUUCUUCAGGUUUACCGUUGGAUGUCUGACAGCCAAAAUGAUUUCGCAAAGGAGAGGUUGCAAGCUUUAACAGAAGACAUGAAGAAGCUGUGCAGAUGCAGGACUAUACAAAACUGCACAAAAACAUGCCCCAAGAGCCUCAACCCUGCUAAAGCUAUUUCCAUGAUGAGUGGCCAACACCUUCUCUCCUAUCCCAUUUCGAUUGGUUGAUCUUUAUCUAUGCCCUAUGUUUUCUUUUCUCUUAUCGUCAGCAAUGUUUUCAUUAGUUGAUACAUGUUUAGUGAUUUGUGAUACAUAUGGUUUCUGACUUUCAAAAGAUGGGACGGUUAUAGAGUU